This is a messenger RNA of Aspergillus steynii IBT 23096, 747 nucleotides long. RefSeq lists its product as uncharacterized. The transcript has a single exon. Lineage: Eukaryota; Fungi; Ascomycota; Eurotiomycetes; Eurotiales; Aspergillaceae. Bases 64 to 747 code for a protein of 227 amino acids. The record is from RefSeq and is a predicted model, not a curated record.
GGACAAUACAAAUACUCCAUUUGAUUCCCCCGGUUACCGUAGACCUCAGCUCCUCUCAAUAUCAUGGCGGCCAUGAUCCACGCUCCCCGCAAAUACCACCACCUUGUGGCCGAGCAGCCAGAGCCCGCAACGCCGGCAUCGCCGGCAAAGACCAACCUUCUUGGCUCCUGGUACAUCACGCGCUCUUCCAGUCCCUUCUGGAUCGACAAACGCAAUCCAACAAUCACGCUGGCCGCCGACAGCAAAACCGAUGACGGCACGCGUGCCCCGGAAACCCUGCCCCUGAGUGCGCUCUAUCAGACUGCCGGUCCUGCGCCAGUCCUCGCGAAUCAGACGUCGUAUCAGACGCUGGCUUCUUCCAAGGUCAAGACAACGGCAGGGAUGGACAGACCGGUUGACGGUUCUUCAUCCUUUUGGGGAGAAAGUGGUGGGAGUGGCGGUGGGGAGGGCCCGAUUCAGAUGGAGUGGCGCGGGAGCGGUUGGCUGCGCAUGGUGAGUGCGCGGUGGGAGAUCCUUGGGUGGGGUGGAGAGGGCGAGGCAGAGGCCGACGAAUGGUUGCUUGUGUUCGCUGAUAAGUCGAUGUUCACGCCGGCCGGGAUAAGCCUGUACACUAGGAGGCGGACGGGGGUUGAGGAUAUGGAGUGGGCUGGGAUUGAGGAGGGACUGAGAAGGCUCGUGGAGCGAUAUCCGGAGGAGGGAGAGUUGAGAGAGCUCGCGCUGGGAAUGAGGGUUGUUCGUCACGAUUGA